UAGUGUGAGGUUGACGUCUUACCACUGACAAUAAUAAUCACUGGUGGAGGAGUAAGGAAGACUAUUGUUCUCAGGUUGGCGAACACUUCUCAUUAAGUGAAACACUGCUGAGUCUUCUGAGUUCUUGCAGGUUUGGACAUCACCAGCAUCAUCAUGAGCCGUGAAGACAAAGGGUCUUAUCAGGGGUUUGGUGGUGCUGGCAGCGGUGAAGCAAGAGACUUCCUCGGAGGGUCGUCGUCAGGAACUCCGUACAGAUCUGAUUUGUCUUCACUGGACCCGGGAGCACAGAUAGAGAUGUCAGCUGCUGUUUCAGGAGUUGUUCCUGAUGACACGUUUACUGUUGAUCAAGCUGUCAACGCUCUUGGAUUUGGAAAAUUUCAGGUGAAACUCUCUCUUAUCACUGGACUAUGCUGGAUGGCAGACUCAAUGGAGAUGAUGAUUCUGGCAAUCUUAGGCCCUGCACUACACUGUGAUUGGCACCUUUCAGAAUGGAAGCAGGCUUUCCUCACCACUGCUGUCUUCAUUGGGAUGAUGCUGAGUUCGGCCUUCUGGGGUAAUCUCUCUGACAAGUAUGGGAGAAAGAAGUCUUUAAGAUUGGCAGCGGUGAUGUUGGCUUAUUGGGGAUUACUCUCUGCGUUUGCCCCCACAUAUAAUUGGAUUGUGUUAUUGAGAGGACUUGUGGGAUUUGCAAUUGGCUGUGUACCUCAGUCUGUAACCCUGUAUGCUGAGUUCUUACCUGCUCACCAGCGUGGCAAGUGUGUUGUGUUGCUUGAUUGUUUUUGGGCUGUUGGAGCUUGUGCAGAGGUUAUCCUGGCCCUGUGGGUGAUGCCAACCAUGGGCUGGACAGGGCUCCUGGCUCUCUCUAUCAUCCCUCUGGUUCUCUUUGUGAUUGUCUGUCAGUGGUUACCUGAGAGUGCGAGGUUUGAUGCUGCAUCAGGAGAAUCAGAAAAAGCUUUAGCAACUCUUCAAAAGAUUGCAGAUGAAAAUGGAAAACCAAUGUUACUGGGACGUCUGAUUGUUGAUGAUGUUGCUCAGAUGAACCGUGGACGAAUAAAGGAUUUAUUGGUUCCGGACCUAAAAUGGACAACACUGCUCUUGUGGUUUAUUUGGAUAUCAUGUGCCUUCUGCUACUAUGGUGUGGUGCUUAUGACAACAGAACUGUUUGAAGCCAAGGGUAACCUCUGUGCUCUCUCGGGCAUGAACAGUGCUUUCACAUGUACAGCAGAUUGUCGUCCUCUCAGUUCAGAUGACUACCUUGACCUUCUUUGGACUACAUUAGCUGAAUUUCCAGGUAUUUUCUUUACCAUUUUGGUCAUAGAGAGACUUGGAAGAAAGACAACAAUGGCCCUGGAGUUUAUAAUAUUUGUUAUAGCCAUCGUCAUGCUGUUCAUCUGCACGUCAAAUCGAACGUGGCUCACUUUCAUACUGUUUAUGGCACGUGGCAUCAUCUCGGGAGUGUUCCAGGCAGCCUACGUCUAUACACCAGAGGUGUAUCCAACAUCCCUGCGAGCAGUGGGUGUGGGGACGUGCUCUGGCAUGGCUCGUUUUGGUGCUAUGUUAACACCUGUUGUUGCACAAGUCCUAACACGCACUUCUAUACACCUUGCUACAGCAACCUAUGGCAUUGUGGCCAUUCUUGCCAUUGUUGCAGCAUUGAUGCUUCCCAUUGAGACACGAGGCAGAGCAAUGACUUAAUUUUUAAAAUUUUAGAACUCAUAUUUCUUCAAGAUUCUUCUGUGGGAACUUUUCAAAGCUUUGGCAAAUACGCCUGCUGAAAGCAGUACCCUACCUUGAUAGAGGAGAGAUACUGUGCUUUACUGCAUCAUAUAAAUAUGAUAAUUCACCUUCACAACUGGAUCCUAAUGCAUAUCUACUUUGUAAAAAGGUACCAUAAAAGGUAGAAGGCUUGACAGUUUUGGCGUGAACAUAAUAAGAUGCUCUGACCCAUUUAUUUGUUAACAUCAGUUACCAACUUAGUUCUAAAGUCACCCGUAGCACAGCAUGGGCAUUCUGUUCCUGCUUUAACCUUGCAGACAGCUAAGUAUUCUGUCUGUGGUAUUAGAGUUAGACACUUAUAUAGGGUGUUCUGUGGCCACACAAGCCUGGGUACUAAGUUAGAUUUUUUAGAGUGUUUCCUGUUAUUAAUGAUUCAAGUUCUCCGUUAACUGGAAGGUAGUUGUGGGGUCAACACCUCCUUGUACAGAGUAAUACAAAAAUCUAAUGCAUAGAUUACCAUAUCUUUUAUAAAAUAUUGUCUACCAGAUAAGGGUUCUGACCCAAGGCUACUAAGAGUUGAUCCUGGUUUAUUUUUUUGGUGGAAUCUCAGGUAAGUUUCACAUCAGGUGUUUACACUGGGUUUCCUGGCUUGGGGUUAUCAGAUCUGCACAUACUAUAUUCAGUGUGAAACAUGUUGAACGUGUUUAGAGGCUUUACUUGCUAUCUAAGGGCAUCGUCCCACUGGAACCAUUUUUUAAAUUUUUAUUAUUAUUAUUACAGUAGUAGAUUUAUAUGAAAUUUUAUCACAUUAAAUAAUGUGUUAAAAUUUCAGCAGUGUUUCCAUUAAAAUUUCAACAAAUUUGUGUGAUAAGAUUUGUUUAUUAUUAUUUUCUCUUUUUAUAAUCCAAAUACCUGUAUAGCAAAUGGUUUUGAUGGAAAUUAUUAUGGCUUUUAAUGAUAUAAAGAGCAUGGACUGAUGAUACUUCAAUACUAGAACCAAACAAUUAUACCCAUUCAAUGAUGAGGAUAAAAAUCCUUCAAGAUUUAUGGCAUUUCCAUCUAAUUAGGUAUAGUAAUUUUUAAUUUACUUAAUUUUUAUCCUCUUCACCACUGAUCGGCUCGUUAACCGCUUGGGCGAUCGGUCACGUCUCUGUUACUUUUCCUUUUCUUUUAUCCUCUUCACCAAAUGAU
Molecule: messenger RNA, 2907 nt
Organism: Homarus americanus (American lobster)
Lineage: Eukaryota; Metazoa; Arthropoda; Malacostraca; Decapoda; Nephropidae
Product: synaptic vesicle 2-related protein-like
Exons: 13
Coding region: 154-1695 (513 amino acids)
Biological process (GO): transmembrane transport
Cellular component (GO): membrane
Molecular function (GO): transmembrane transporter activity
Source: RefSeq, a predicted model, not a curated record